GUCCUGAUGUUGAGGGGUUGGGCUCAAAAGCGAGCUGAUGCUUUACACUGCAUCACUUGAAGAAGAGCAGAAUAAUCAGACUUACUCAGGAGGCUGCUUCUGCUUCGAGGUCAGUUUUAUGUUUUUUUUCCCCACCCUUUGGACAGACAAUCACAUCGUCUCAUUACAGCUGCGUUAUUAUAUAUUUAUAUGUAAGCCGGCCAGAUGAGCAGAGCUGCUGUAAGAGGAUUUAAUGCAGCUGGACACGAGCCACGCAGACUAAAGGAGCAGAUUAUAUUGUUUUAAUCACAUGCAAAGAAGUUUUUCUUGCUGCUCACUUUGAGUUUGCUCUGUCGAGGAACACUCUCUGAUCUACUCUGAUUAAGGAUGCUCACUUUACAAAGAUGCACCAGAUCAACUCUACAGUAGAACGGCUUAUUGGCACAUGACUCUGCCACGAGGGGACUUGAUCUUCACCAACUAAAAAUCUGGACUCAUAAAAUAGUCAAAGAUGCGCCAGUGUUUCUCUGCCCUGCUUAUGCUCUGCUUACACAUGGUGACAUGUGGAGCAGAGCUCCGAGCAGCUGUGUCUCCUCUGGGUUGGACUGAGAGUGAUAAGGAGGAAAUAGAGUCCCCUCACGACUCUCAUUCAGGGAUUCGCAAAUCCCUGCGGCUUUUCUCCCACCCAUCCCAAUCUAACGGCCAGUCCCGUGAAGCCGCUCCUGACUCUGGUGCAAUGGAUGUGUGGGCAUGGUUAUCCAACCACAGCGACACCGAGGGAACCCUCUCAAGAGCCAAACGUCGUCCCUACGUGAAAACAGGCAAGUUUAAGAAGAUGUUCGGUUGGGGCGACUUCCAUUCCAAUAUCAAAACGGUAAAGCUAAACCUACUCAUCACUGGGAAAAUUGUCGACCACGGUAACGGAACCUUCAGCGUCUAUUUCCGCCACAAUUCCACGGGUCUGGGCAAUGUGUCCGUCAGCUUGGUCCCGCCCUCCAAGGCUGUCGAUUUUGAGAUCACACAACAGGAAACGAUUGACGUACCCAAAGACAGUAAGGCCUUCAACUGUCAUGUGGAGUAUGAGAAGACGGACCGCAGUAAGAGGACGUCAGUUUGCAGUGACUUCCCGAACAGGAUUUGCCUCCAGGAACAGACCCAGAGCCACGUGUCCUGGCUUUGCUCCAAGCCCUUUAAAGUCAUCUGCAUCUACAUUGACUUCUACAAUGCAGACUACAAGUUGGUACAGAAGGUCUGCCCAGACUACAACUACCACAGUGACACUCCCUACAGCUCUGUGGGAUAGCUCUGCCUAGGUUGUUGAAGUGUCGUCUCCUUGUUUCAGCCUCUUGCGAAGAACCGGAUGAAUGGAAACCAGGUCAGAUGAGGAACCACCCUUUUGAUUCUACACGUCUCGUCCUUCUCUUGAGCCAACCGUUAAAGGAAAGACUCAUGCAUCUUCAGUUUCCACAGUGACCCUGACACUUUCUCAGCUACCCUUGUGAAGCUAUCAGGGCAAAGUUUCAAAAGAAUCAAAUUUCCCAAUCCACGUAGCCUGGCAUUCAAGAACAGAACAACAAAUUUAAAAUAUCUUGUAUUGCGGUCAGUCAUUUGUGAUGCCUUCCUGUUUUGUGUUCAGAGAAACACAAACGGUGCUUCUCGUUUCUCAAAUUGUGCAUCCUCAAUCCCUCACUCUUCUGGCCUUGCAACUGUGACCCGGAAAUCAAAGUCUGCCAUCAUGAAGGAUAUACCAAUUUUCUAAAUGCACCACGAGGACGGAAUAAGCUUACAGAGGAUGCUUGAGCGAGGAAGCCAAGGAGCAUCCUAUGUGGAAGAGUUUUUAGACACAUGCAUAAGUUCUCCUCCCCCCUCACAUCUGACCCAACAGUUUUAAUUCAUGUUAUACCUUUGCAGUUUAAAUAAACCAGCAAAGAGUGCAUCAUGGAUUAUUAGGAUUUAUCAUGAAAAUAUAAAUUAAUUUUAGUUUCAACAUAACAGCAAGUGCUCAGAGGUAAUAGAGCUGCACAGAGAAGACGUAAUUCCGUCCUAGUUUCCAAAGAGGGAACAGUUAAGCGAGGAAAGGAUAAAAGGAUGCACAAUUUCAAUGAGAAGCACCCACUGUUUUUUUUGUACUUUGUUUCAGUUUUAAAGAAAAACAACAUUUUGAAGUACAAUUUUCAGAAAACUCCCUGGUGUAUUCUUCCUUCAGUCGAAACUAUGUUUGCAACCCAUUAUGUCAGUCAAACAGGAUAUUUAACUAGAAAAAAAAAAAAAAAGAAAAGAGAGGAUGGGACUUGAUUUUAUCCUUUGGGAAUUGUUUGGAUUGUGAAAAGUGGGCAUUCCAUACAAGAAUGGCUGGGAGUUGGUCUCUACAUGACAGGUGGUUGAAUAAAUACGGCUGUCUACACGGCAACACCGUCUAAGUUGAUGUGACUCAAGUGUAGCGAGAGUUACUAAGGUUAGGUUUAGGGUUUCUGUACAACUCCAAAUAAGGCGGCCCUGGUAGCUCAGCAAGUAAAGACGCUGAUACCACAACUGGAGUCGCUAGUUCGAAUCCAGGGCAUGCUGAGUGACUCCGUCCAGGUCUCCCAAGCAACCAAAUUGGCCCCGGUUGCUAGGGAGGGUUGAGCCACAUAGGGUAACUUCCUCGUGGUCACUAUAAUGUGGUUCUCACUCUCGGUGGGGCGUGUGGUGAGUUGUGCAUGGAUGCCGCGUAGAAUAGCGUGAGCCUCCACACGCGCUACAUCUCCACGGUAACGCGCUCAACAAGCCACGUGAUAAGAUGCGCGGAUUGACGGUCUCAGACGUGGAGACAACUGAGAUUCGUUCUCUGCCACCUGGAUUGAAGCGAGUCACUACGCCACCACGAGGACUUAGAGCGCAUUGGGAAUUGGGCAUUCCAAAUUGGGGAGAAAAAAAAAAAAAAAGACUCCAAAUAAGCAGUGUAUGAACGUCACGAGGCUCUCGUGAUACUUUAGGUAACUGGGUGGUUACCUUCAAGCCAUGAAGAAAAAAAAAAAAAAUGAGGGCUGAAAAUGAAAGUUGAGUCAGAGGUGAAGCAAGUUAUUGCAUUUAAAGAUUGUUUCUGGAUGCAGAGAUUUUUGUACAGAUGCUACAGUGUAAAACCAGACGAAGCUUGAAAAGUCUAAUCUCUGCCACAAAAGCACCAAUAUCCCUCUGGCACUACCAGUGUUUGUUGAAACUGGAAACUGAAAGGCAUUUUAACCUCUGUUGCUUCUUUAGAACGAAGUCAUGGACGACACAGUUUCACAUAAACAGAAAAACUUUAGUCUCUUUACUCAAAAAAGUUUUAAUGAUAUGCACCGACCUUGAUCUCUUAAUGAACACGUAAUGUUAGUGUGAGUCUGUGUAAUCUUAUGACUUGAUUUUUAACACGUCUUUUCAGGAUUUGCAGCACGCUGGCUUUGAUCUCAGCUUAAGUCGUCUCCAGAUGUUUCAAGACUGAAAGUGAAGAUUUUUAGUUUAUUCAGAUGACUCUUGAAGUCGUGCACCAAAGCGACAGAAUAUGGAGAGUUUCCAACAACAUAUUUGUGUCGUUUUAGUGAUGCAUAUUAAAGGAACAUUCUGAGUUGAAUUCAAGUUGAGCUCAAAUUGACAGCAUUUGUGUCAUAAUGUUGAUUACCACAGAAAAAUAAUUUUGUGUUACAGUGAGACACUUACAAUGGAAGUGAAUGGGGCGAACU
Messenger RNA from Myxocyprinus asiaticus (Chinese sucker), 3680 nucleotides. Its product is annotated as neurexophilin-2-like. Lineage: Eukaryota; Metazoa; Chordata; Actinopteri; Cypriniformes; Catostomidae. The record is from RefSeq and is a predicted model, not a curated record. Gene Ontology annotation, molecular function: signaling receptor binding. Bases 491 to 1282 code for a protein of 263 amino acids. The transcript has 3 exons.